AUGGCCCAUCGUCUGCAGAAACAGGCAACUUGUUCCAUUUGUUUGGAAAUAUUUUCCAAUCCCCUUUCUACCGUCUGCGGACACACAUUUUGCUCUGCUUGUUGGAAUAAAUGUGAGGCUAAUGAGGACGGUGCAGUACCCUGCCCCUUCUGUAGAACAUUCAAUAGGGGACCAGCAGUAGAGGAAAGGCAAAUUACAAUGUUAACGGUUCUCGUCAAACAACAUUGUCCCUUUCUGGAGAGAAAAUUGCACAUCAAGAGAAGUGAACUCCCAAGUUCCCCAGAGGACCUGAAGCUGGAUGCAGCUUCCGCCAACUCCCUUCUUGUCCUUUCUGAUGACCUAAAAAGUGUCCGGUGUGGGAAGAUCCGUCAAACAGGGAUGAAAAAUCCCCAGAGGUUUACCCGCUUGCCCUGCGUCCUGGGUGCAGCAUCUUUUUCUACUGGCUGCCAUUACUGGGAGGUAGAAGUCGGACAGGGGAAGGGGUGGUCCCUGGGGGUGUGCGUGGGUUCAGUAAACAGAAACAGAAAGACACUUUCUUCAGAGUGUGGCUUCUGGAUCAUCACCAAGAAUGAAGAAACCUACACCAGUUCUAACCGAGACAUCAGUGUUUCUGCAAGUCCUGACUUAAUCCAUGUUGGGAUUUUUCUAGAUGUUGAAAUGGAAGAAAUCAGCUUUUUUGAUGUCAGGAGUAAUAUCCUUAUCUGUUCAUUCAGUCAGGUCUCCUGUUCAGAGCCAUUGCGUCCAUUCUUCUGUCCUGAGAUGCCUGGAGAAGGAAGCGAUCUGGGUGCUCCUUUGACCAUCUGUCCAAGAGAAGUUGAGGCUUUACCUUGA
Molecule: messenger RNA, 831 nt
Organism: Sorex araneus (European shrew)
Lineage: Eukaryota; Metazoa; Chordata; Mammalia; Eulipotyphla; Soricidae
Gene: RFPL4B
Product: ret finger protein like 4B
Exons: 1
Coding region: 1-831 (276 amino acids)
Molecular function (GO): protein binding
Source: RefSeq, a predicted model, not a curated record